AUGAAUCUAGAACUCGACGAACAUGCUCCGACUGCAAAAAGUCAGCAUCAAAUUUCCUAUCCAACCUCAGCCAACUAUCCAUCAUCAUCAUUCAAUGAAGACGAUCGUCAUGAUGACGACAAGUCCACAUUGAAUCAUUCCGAUCGGUCCUCUAUCCAACCCUAUCGUUCCUCCAAUGAUGACCAUCAUCAUGAUGAAGGACAUUCCAACAACAAUGAGAUUGAUUCGGAUCAGAAUAAUAAUAACAAUAACCCACCAACAACACCCAUGAAUCCCAUAACCAUGAUCAAAAAGUUCUUCUCCUCUCUCAAUUCUUCCCAAUUGAAAUGGCUCUUUGGUUUGGGAAUGAAACAAUGGCCAUUAUUACUGAUCGGAACCAUUUCCAUGCUCAUUAGUACUGGCCUCUCUCUCGUGCUACCACUCUUUUUAACUCAAUUGGUUGAUGUCAUUCCAUCGACCAUGAAUUCCAAUCUGCCAAGUGGUGAAACGAACCAUGAAGAAGGUCAGGCUUAUUUAAAUCGAGCCGCUCUCUAUUUGUUGGCCAUUGUGUGUGGUAUUGGACUCACCACGGCCAUUAAACAUUUUUGUUUUAAUUUUGCAGGAGAGCGAGUGGUUGCCAAAUUAAGGAAAGAUUUAUUUGAAAAUAUUAUUGUACAAGAUGUGAGUUUUUUUGACGUGACCAAGACGGGAGAAUUGUUGAAUCGAUUGAGUUCCGAUACAAAAUCAUUGGAAAAUGCAGUGACUUCAAAUUUAUUCAUCUUUUUGAGAAAUACGGUACAGGCCAUUGGUGGUGUUGGAUUUUUAUUUUACACAUCGUGGAAAUUAACGCUCGUGACCUUGUCCAUUGUUCCUCCUCUCAUCAUUGGAGCUAUCAUUUAUGCCAAAAUUGUGAAGAAAUUAUCACGAAAGGUUCAAGAUGCAUUGGCCAAGAGUGCCGAAGUAGCAGAAGAGUCGUUUUCCAACUUGAGAACGGUUCGAUCCUUUUCAAAAGAAUCCUUUCAUGUUUCUGAAUAUAAUGUUUCGAUUGACAAUACGUUAACAUUGGCUCGAAAAUUGGCAAUUUCAGGAGGAGUGUUCAGUGGAAUUAUGAUGUUUUGCUCGAGCUCAGCAGUCAUUCUCGUGCUGUGGUAUGGAGGAAGUCUUGUUCUUUCCAAAGAAAUUACUAUUGGAUUAUUGACAUCAUUUAUUGUUUAUACGUUUUAUGUGGCUUCGAGUUUGGGAGUGGUGAGUUCCAUCUUUUUUGAUUUAAUGAAAGCAAUGGGAGCCACUGCAAGAAUUCACGAAUUACUUUUACAAAAGCCAACCAUUGAGAAACAACGUGUGGUUCAUGAGAAUGACAAGAAGGAUGAACAUUCGCAACAAGAGGGCGAUUUUGAUGACUCUCCUUUUCAUGAAAUUGAAGGCCACAUUCAAUUCCAUAAUGUGAAAUUUUCAUAUCCUUCUCGACCUACUCAAUCCGUAUUGAAAGGACUCGAAAUUGAACUAGUUCCUUCAACAGUGACCGCUCUCGUUGGUAAAUCCGGACAAGGUAAAACCACUGUUGCUUCUCUUUUGCAACGAUUCUAUGAUCCCAAUGAUGGACAAAUUACUCUCGAUGGAAUGUCUAUUCGUGAGCUCGAUACCAAUUUUUUGAGAAAACACAUUGGAGUGGUACAACAAGAACCAACUCUCUUCUCCAACUCGAUUCGAGAGAAUAUUUGUUAUGGAUGGGAAUCUGGAAUGUCCAAUUCGAAUCGAACAGAACCCACGCUUGAGGAAAUUCAAGAUGCUGCCAUUAAGGCAAAUGCUCAUGAAUUUAUUAUGGGAUUUCCAGAGGGUUAUGACACACUCGUAGGAGAACGUGGAUUGAAAUUGAGUGGUGGACAAAAACAACGCAUAGCCAUUGCUAGAGCCAUUUUGAAAAAUCCAAAGAUUUUGAUUUUGGAUGAAGCGACAGCUUCUCUCGACUCGAAUACUGAAUUUUUAGUUCAGGAAGCAUUGCAACGAUUGAUGGAAGGGAGAACUGUAUUGGUUAUUGCUCAUCGUUUGUCUACGAUUCGAAAUGCUCAUCGUGUGUAUGUCAUUAAUGAUGGACGAGUGGCAGAACAAGGUAAUCAUGAAGAAUUGAUGCAAUUGGGAGGAAUUUAUAAACGACUGGUAGAAAAACAAUUAAUUUCGGGAGAGAUUCAGCAAUGA
Molecule: messenger RNA, 2175 nt
Organism: Naegleria lovaniensis
Lineage: Eukaryota; Heterolobosea; Eutetramitea; Acrasida; Naegleriidae
Exons: 1
Coding region: 1-2175 (724 amino acids)
Biological process (GO): transmembrane transport
Cellular component (GO): membrane
Molecular function (GO): ATP binding; ABC-type oligopeptide transporter activity; ATP hydrolysis activity
Source: RefSeq, a predicted model, not a curated record